AGUCGGUCGCAUUCAGCGCGUUUUGGUUGUGUACAUGCGUAACAACAGCGGUCCAGCAGCAGCAGUGAGACUAAUGUCGAGAUAUAAAUAAAGCUUGGGAGCUUACAUUAUCAUUUAUUUACGUUACUUCGGCAUCAAACAGUUACGUUAUCAUCUAAAACGUCAUUGUAGCUGCUUGAAAUGGCCACAACAGAGAAAGAAACGCCGGCUAAAAAGGCUGCAGCUCCUUCAGUGUCCCAGAUAAAUGCAGAAUACGUCACACAGUUGGCGAAUAAAUACUGGGCUCCUCAUGCAAAGAACAAACUACCCUUUGACCCCAAGGUGAUGGAAGAUGUUUAUAAGAAAGAGAUCCUCGUGUCAAAGUUUGCCAUCAGAAAAAUCAUGCUGCUUGAGUUCAGCCAGUAUCUUGAGAACUACCUUUGGGUGAACUACACUCCUGAGGUGUCCAGCAAUGCCUACCUCAUGUCCAUAUGUUGCAUCGUCAAUGAAAAGUUCAGAGAGAAUGUUCCAGCGUGGGAGGUGUUCAAGAGGGCGCCCAGCCACUUCCCGUUCUUCUUUAAAUGUGUUAUGGAGGCUGUGUUGGCAGGGGAGGAUGCUGGUCUCACUCUGAAGGAACAAACUGUGCUGCUGGUUUUCUUGGACCACUGUUUCAACAGCCUGGAGGUAGAUUUGAUCAGAGAGCAGGUGCAGCAGCUCAUCUCUCUUCCAAUGUGGAUGUGCCUCCUACCAUCCAGACUCCAACAUGAGCUGAAAAAAGUCCCAAAGCUGCAGAAGUUCUGGAAUCUAAUCAAGAAGAAAUCUGAUCAGAUGGAUGCUGACGCAGCUGAGCAGGCGAAUAAAGAGAGGACUUUCCUCUCAGCUCUCAUUAAAAAAUUUCUUGGAGUUCUCAUGUCGAUUCCGCCAUCAGGCGCUGUAUCCAUGGACAAAAUACACUACUGCGAGAGAUUCAUUGAACUCAUGAUUGAUUUGGAGGCCCUGCUGCCCACCAGACGCUGGUUCAACACAGUGUUAGACGACUCUCACCUGAUGGUGCGCUGCCACCUGUCCAGCCUCACCCAGAGAGAGAAGGAGGGGCACCUCUUCUGUCAGUUGCUGGACAUGCUGAAGUUUUACACGGGCUUCGAGAUCAGCGACCAGACAGGAAAUGCACUGACAGGGAAAGAGAUGACAACUCUGCACUAUGACCGGAUCCUCUCCCUGCAGAGGGCGGCGUUUGCUCAUUUCCCGGAGUUGCAAGACUUUGCUCUGGCCAACGUAGCAGCAGUGGACACUCGAGACUCCCUCACCAAACACUUUGGGCACCUCAGUCCCAAUACGCUCCACCGGGUGGCCUCGUACCUGUGUCUGCUGCCAGAGCUUUCCGAAGGCCAAGAUACCACCUAUGAGAAGGAGGUUCUCCUUGAGCUGCUGGUGUCCCGCCAUGAACGCAGAAUCUCUCAGAUUGAGCAACUUAACCAGAUGCCCCUUUAUCCAACAGAGAAGAUUAUCUGGGAUGAGAACAUUGUUCCGACGGAGUACUACUCAGGGGAAGGCUGCCUCGCACUGCCCAAGCUGAAUCUCCAGUUCCUGACCCUCCAUGACUACCUGCUGAGGAACUUCAACCUCUUCCGUCUGGAGUCCACCUAUGAGAUCAGACAGGACAUAGAAGACGUGGUGUGGCGGAUGAAACCAUGGCAAUCGGAGUACGGAGGUGCGGUGUUCGGCGGCUGGGCCAGGAUGGCUCAGAACAUCACCUCUUUUUCCAUCGUGGAGGUUGCCAAGCCAAACAUCGGAGAGAGCUGGCCUGCCCGUGUGCGAGCCGAUGUUACUGUUAACCUCAAUGUUCAAGAUCAUAUCAAGCAUGAGUGGGAAGGCCUGCGGAAGCACGACGUUUGCUUUCUGGUCACGGUGCGGCCCAACCUGCCCUACGGCACGCGCUUUGACCGCCGCCAGCCUUUUGUGGAGCAGACUGGCCUGGUGUACGUGAGAGGCUGCGAGGUGCAGGGUAUGCUGGAUGACAAGGGACGUGUCAUUGAAGAAGGACCUGAGCCAAAGCCUAAGCUGCGAGGAGACGCCCGAACCUUCCGUGUGUGGCUUGACCCGAACCAGUAUCAACAGGACAUGACGAGCAGUAUUCAGAGCGGCAUAGAAGACCCGUACGAGACUUUCAACGUCAUCAUGAGACGCAAACCCAAGGAGAAUAAUUUCAAGGCGGUGCUAGAGACCAUCAGAAACCUGAUGAACACAGAGUGUGUGGUCCCAGACUGGCUUCACGACAUUAUCCUUGGCUAUGGUGACCCAGGCAGUGCCCACUACUCCAAGAUGCCAAACCAGAUCUCCACGUUGGACUUCAAUGACACCUUUCUGUCCCUGGACCAUUUAAGAUCCUGUUUCCCGGGUCACACCAUCAAAGUCACAGAGGACAAUCCUGAACUGCAGGUUUUCCCUUUCAGAAUCAAGUUUCCCAUCUCAAACAAAACAGACAAGGGAAAGAAAAGAAAGGCAGAUGAAGAAGAGAAAGAGGAAGACAGGACCUUGAUCGUCGAACCCUAUGUCACCCCAAACCGCGGGCCGUACCCCUACAACCAGCCCAAACGGAAUACAAUUCAGUUCACGCCUACUCAGAUUGAAGCCAUUCGAGCAGGGAUGCAGCCAGGACUCACCAUGGUUGUUGGACCACCAGGCACUGGAAAGACAGAUGUUGCUGUCCAGAUCAUCUCAAACCUCUAUCACAACUUUCCAGAGCAGAGGACCCUCAUAGUGACCCACUCCAACCAGGCUCUGAAUCAGCUGUUUGAAAAGAUCAUGGCUCUGGAUAUCGACGAGCGCCACCUCCUGCGUCUGGGCCACGGAGAAGAGGAAUUGGAGACGGAGAAAGAUUUUAGCAGAUAUGGAAGGGUCAACUAUGUCCUAGCUAGAAGACUGGAGCUCCUCAGGGAGGUGGGGAGGCUGCAGGAGAGCUUGGAUGUUCCAGGAGAUGUUUCUUACACCUGUGAGACCGCAGGACACUUCUACCUCUACCAGGUGAUAUCCCGCUGGGAAGAAUACAUGAGUAAAGUCCGGCCCAAGCAGGGGAAGAAGGUGGAAGCACAAGCUGUUGCUGCACAUUUUCCCUUCCACAAGUACUUCUCCAACGCCCCCCAGCCCGUGUUCAAAGGCCGCUCAUAUGAAGAGGACAUGGACAUCGCGGAGGGCUGCUACCGCCACAUCAAGAAGAUAUUCACCCAGCUGGAGGAGUUCAGGGCCUUUGAGCUGCUCAGGAGUGGACUGGACCGCUCCAAGUACCUGCUGGUGAAGGAGGCCAAAAUCAUCGCCAUGACCUGUACACAUGCUGCACUCAAACGUCAUGACCUGGUGGAGCUGGGAUUUAAGUAUGACAACAUCCUGAUGGAAGAAGCUGCUCAGAUUCUGGAGAUUGAGACCUUCAUCCCCCUCCUGUUACAGAACCCAGAGGAUGGCUACAGCAGGCUAAAGCGUUGGAUCAUGAUUGGAGACCACCACCAGUUGCCUCCUGUCAUCAAGAACAUGGCCUUCCAGAAGUACUCCAACAUGGAGCAGUCUCUAUUUACCCGAUUUGUGCGCCUGGGAGUGCCUACCAUCGACCUGGAUGCACAGGGUCGUGCACGAGCAAGCCUUUGUAACCUGUACAACUGGCGUUACAAACACCUUGGUAACCUGCCUCAUGUCCAGCAACUGCCUGAGUUCCAGGUCCCCAACCCUGGCCUGACCUUUGACUUCCAGCUGAUUAAUGUGGAGGACUUCAAUGGCGUGGGAGAGUCUGAGCCCAACCCCUACUUCUACCAGAACCUGGGGGAGGCCGAGUACUGUGUGGCUUUGUACAUGUACAUGCGUCUGUUGGGUUACCCCGCAGACCGCAUCAGCAUCCUCACCACCUACAAUGGACAGAAACACCUGAUCAGAGACGUCAUCAACCAGCGCUGUGCCGGAAACCCCUUCUUUAGUCAGCCAAACAAGGUGACAACAGUGGACAGGUUCCAGGGCCAGCAGAAUGACUACAUCAUCCUCUCUCUGGUCCGCACCAAAGCCGUGGGACAUCUGAGGGAUGUGAGGCGUCUGGUGGUCGCCAUGUCGAGAGCCAGACUGGGUCUCUACAUCUUCGCUCGGGUGUCGCUGUUCCAAAACUGCUUCGAGCUGACUCCUGCCUUCAACCAGCUCACUGCCAGGCCUCUGCAGCUGCACAUCAGACCGCACGAGUACUACAGCCAGGAGCAGCCUAGAGAUGCUUCUGGACAGCCUGACCAAAUCAUCAAGAACAUGCCAGAGAUGGCCAAUCUGGUGUACAAUAUGUACAUGCAUAUGAUCCAGACCUCCCAGAAGCACAGACAGCAACAACAGCAGCAACUGGCUCUGCCUCCGCAACAAGCCAAGACGGAUGCAGCGCCGGACAAAGAGCCAGUCAAGUCUGCGGAACCACAGGAAGAGACCCCGAUGGAACAGGACGCCCCGGAAGGAGAGUCAAAACCGGAACCAAAGUCUGAGGACAAGAGUGAGAUCAAAGAAAGUCCAGACACAGAGGCGCGCGCAAAGAUGCCCGAGCAUCCCGGCAGAGACAGCGACAGUGACGGGGAGGAGAGUGGAGAGGAGAAGUAGAGCAUCUAGAUAUGGGACUACUUUCAAGUUAAAGCUUCACUCAGUGAGGGGGACCAGGUUCAAAUGUCCCUCGGAAAGUGGAAAAAUUAGUGUGGAGCCCGUGAAUUUGUUUUGUACUGAAAGGCAAUAAUGGUGUAACUGUUUCAUGAAUUUUUCUAGAUGAUUUGAAUUUUGUAACCAUCAAUCCUUUUUUUAUUAAAAAAUAAAAGUCCUUCAUUGUCUGGGCCAUCUUCUACUUAACAGUAAAUGCAACAAACCAAAGCUUAUAAUACUCUGUUAAAACUCUUAUCUACAUUCCUCUCACAUGCAACAGACAGAUAAAUAACCCGUAUAUAUUCAACAUGUUUAAGCCUUGUUAAAAUCUUUCUGUCAUGAUACGUUCAUCCAUUCAUCUGUUUCCCUCCUCUGCUUUAAGCACAGCUGAAAUCUGGUUGGCUCAGCCGAUACCGGCAACACAAGCCGCGACUAAGCUGCGUUUGUAGGUCAGUCACUUCACCCAAGGGCCAGUGUGCAUGCUGGGGGAUUUCAACUCACCCUCUGGAUGUACACAGUCACUCAACCAGCAAGCCCCUUAAAUCCUCUGCCAUUCAUAACUUUGUGUGGAGUGCUAACAGCAUCAGGCUCUGCUAAACGGCACAUAUUGAAAAGAUCAGGUGUUGAGGUUUGACGACCGAAUUCAUGCAAAUCAUUUGAGGGUUUACGUUGUUGCAUCAAAACAAACAUUCAAAAACCAAGUUCAAGCACAAGCCUUUGUACUUAAAUCCACUUAAAAUCAGGAGGUCAACGCGGUCCACAGCACUGCAGACAAAAACACAGACUUGAAAGUUAAUUCAUUAUCGUGCACCAGAGGUUGGUUGUUGUUACAUCAUUUCACAGACAGACAGAGGGAACAGGUCAGAAGCACAGCUGCUCCAGCCUGGGCCUGUCUGAAGACCUGAUGGAGAAACCAUGUGUUGAUAGAUGCGGAGAGACGCAUUAUUCUGCAUUCAGUCAAGUGAGGGGGCCAUGAAAUGUCUGUUGUUUUCCAUCAUGUGAGAGCGGGGCACCCCGGGUCGCAGUGAGCAUGAGAAUUUUCAGAGUAGACGGCUAAGAACGCGAGUAGAUUAUGAGGUUAGAGGGGGGGGAGAUAAUCUCUGUCUGCUCCUAUCUGUGUCUAUGAAUAACAGACAAAAACAUGGGCAUAGAAAACCAAAAAAAAAAAGAAUAUCAAUAUACUGUGUUGUCUGAUGCUGGAAUAUUUCUACGUUUGCUUUUUUUUACUAAUGGACAUCCUCAAAAAUAGCCUUUUAUGCAGCCAUCAGCCAAUUGUACAUGUCUUUCUAUCAUGUGUUCACUACCUCCCCCUCACUAAAAACCCAUGACAGCAACCAUACUCUCUUGAGUCACAUGAAUGUCUGCAUUUUGUAAUAUCACCCCAUGCUCCUCAAGAAGACUUCCCAGUUCCAACUCUCUGUUUUCACCCAGCUGACCUCUCGAGAAUCCAGUUGCCCGUGGUGCCUCGUUUUAGUCAAUUAGAGCUAACUGGUGGGAAGUGGCCACUGCUGUUCACACAACAUUUCUGAAAGUCUCGAGCAGGAUCUGGGAGACCGGAAGGAAUAGCUACGAGCGAGCAGGAGAUCAGGAGAAACACUUCUUCCAGAAGCUUUUAUCUGCUGAAGGUGAACAUGUCUUUUAUACUCACACGACAGUCUAGGAUGGCCAGUUGCGGGUCUUGUUGCUGGUGCAUACUCUGGCUGGUGAUUCUGAUUCACAUCGGCUGGCCCCUCGCAAUCCUCUUCGGGGCCCUCUACGGCCUCAUCAGCCCCCUCACCACCUGCCUCGGCCUGGACCGAUUCUCCGAUCUGCUCCUGGUGGGGGCCAACCUGGGCCGGACCUGCGCCAAUAACAUGAGGCACUCCAAGCCUUUGUAUUGAGAUCAAUCAGGAGAGGCCAUGGCAAGAGACGGAAGGCUGAUAGUGGCUCAUCUACAGAGAAAAGCCCUUUCACUUUGAGGAGGGUUUUUUAUUAUGUGGAGGUAUCCUGAGCUGCGUGGUGCUAAAUAAAGUGAGAAACUUUUUUUUAAUGUUUACCAGCUUAUGUAACAAUAAGGUCCGGAAGGUCCGGAAAAUGGAUUCCACUCGUUUUGUUAACACAUAAUUAACCAUGGAUUUCAAUUUUGUGUGGGUUUGUCAGGAAGGAAAUAGGCUUUGUGUUCAUGGUCUGUGUUUGGUGUUUAAUUCACGAUGACACUGCAAGAAGAAGAUAAGAGUUAAAAUGGCAAUUUAACAAUGGAAAUGCUCAGACUUGUAAAUGACUGUAUGGAAACUUUUAAUGCGAUUAAAACUGCUUUGAACUUG
Messenger RNA from Labrus mixtus (cuckoo wrasse), 6926 nucleotides. RefSeq names its product aquarius intron-binding spliceosomal factor (gene aqr). Gene Ontology annotation, molecular function: mRNA binding; helicase activity. The coding region runs from base 181 to 4590 and encodes 1469 amino acids. The record is from RefSeq and is a predicted model, not a curated record. The transcript is spliced from 37 exons. Gene Ontology annotation, biological process: mRNA splicing, via spliceosome. Lineage: Eukaryota; Metazoa; Chordata; Actinopteri; Labriformes; Labridae. Gene Ontology annotation, cellular component: catalytic step 2 spliceosome.